This is a messenger RNA of Hibiscus syriacus, 1947 nucleotides long. Its product is annotated as coiled-coil domain-containing protein SCD2-like. Bases 141 to 1811 code for a protein of 556 amino acids. The transcript is spliced from 17 exons. The record is from RefSeq and is a predicted model, not a curated record. Lineage: Eukaryota; Viridiplantae; Streptophyta; Magnoliopsida; Malvales; Malvaceae. Gene Ontology annotation, biological process: cytokinesis by cell plate formation.
AACCUCUUUUUUCUCUCUCAAACACCUGCGUCUCUCUCUGGAGAGGAGACCAACCGCCUCCCUUCCGAUUAUACCCCUAAAUCUAGGUCAACUGAACUAAACGAUAUAAACAAUUAACACUUUGAAUUAAAAGUGAAGUGAUGGAUCGGAGGAGGACUGGGAGUCCGAUGUACGGACGGCAGUGGAGCGGAGGAUCGAACAGUUCGGGAUCAUCGUCUCCGGCGCAUCCUCAGUCGCGGUCGCAGCUGGGUGCGAAUAGUGGGUUCUCGACGAUCAAACGAACACAAAACGUUGCCGCCAAAGCCGCCGCUCAACGACUUGCUCAAGUCAUGGCUUCGCAGACCACGGAUGAAGACGAGGAAGAAGACGAUCUAGGGUUCCGUUUCGGCGGUCCUCCUGUAAUUCCUAGCUUCUCCAAUAACGGUUUAAAUCACAGUACUUUGCCGGCGAUCUCAAUAGCUCGGCCUAAUAGAUCUCCCUCCCCGGCGUUAGGUCGGAAUUUUGUAGAGCAUACUCCUUCGGUGCGGUCCACGUCAGCAGGGAGGCCGGCAGUGUCGAUGCGGUCAACGACACCAAAUUUGAUGCCGCCAAGUAGAACUUCAGUUCGCACUCCAGUUAAUAUACCUCCGAUUGAUCCUCCUAACCGGAGCAGAGAUAAAAGGUUUACAGCUGAUGUAGGACAACUUAAAGCAAAAGACGCUGGACAUCAGCAUGAAGCUUCUGCACUUCGUGAUGAACUUGAUAUGCUACAAGAAGAGAAUGAAAACCUACUUGACAAGCUUCGUUCUGCUGAAGAAAAACGUGAGGAAGCAGAAGCAAGAGCUAGGGAGCUUGAGAAACAGGUUGCUUCCUUAGGAGAAGGUGUAUCACUGGAAGCCAAAUUAUUAAGUAGGAAGGAAGCAGCUUUGCGUCAAAGAGAGGCUGCUCUUAAGGCUGCAAAACAGACGAAGGAUGGUAGGGAGGAGGAAAUUGCAGCCCUUCGUUCAGAACUUGAGAAUUUGAAAGAUGGGGAUGCUACAGCUGUGGAACAACUUCGUGAAGCAGAAUCUGAAGCAAAAGCUCUUCGCUCAAUGACACAGAGAAUGAUUUUGACUCAGGAAGAAAUGGAGGAAGUUGUCCUGAAAAGAUGUUGGCUUGCUCGUUACUGGGGAUUGGCUGUUCAGCAUGGUAUAUGUGCAGAUAUAGCAGUGUCAAAGCAUGAAUAUUGGUCGGCAUUUGCUCCUCUUCCAUUUGAAGUUGUUGUUUCUGCUGGACAAAAGGCUAAAGAGGAGGCCUGGGAUAGAGGCAGUGGUGAUCCAGACAGGAGUAAACUUGCUCGGGAUCUGAAUGAUCUGACUGGAGAAGGAAAUAUUGAGAGCAUGCUUUCAGUUGAAAUGGGCCUAAGGGAAUUAGCAUCUUUAAAGGUUGAAGAUGCUGUUAUACAAGCAUUAGGCAGACAGAGACGGCUGAGUUUGCUUCAGCGAUCUGUCUCAGAUUUGAAAUCACAAGGUGACCCAAAGUGGAUAGAUGCAUUUGAAUUAAGUGAAGAGCAGGGAGAUGAUGUUCUUUUCAAAGAGGCUUGGUUAACAUAUUUCUGGAGAAGAGCCAAAGUACAUGGUAUAGAAGAGGAUAUUGCCGAAGACCGGCUUCAAUUUUGGGUCAGCCGUAGUGGGCAGACCCCUACCUCACACGAUGCUGUGGAUGUUGAUAGAGGUUUACUUGAGCUGCGGAAGUUGGGGAUAGAACAGCUACUUUGGGAAGCAUCUCGUAAAGAAAUCGACCACCCAUCUUCCGCUGCUUUGUCGAAUCACAAUGAUUCAGAGAGCUCUUAGUGAGGUGUAUUCCCUUCUCAUUUCCAACAACCUUGUUAAGUUUGCACCAAAUUUUUUAAGUUUGUAUAUUUAUUGUUCAAUUUCAUAUUAUUUUGCAUAUUAAUUUUGAUCAUAGCUUUGUCAUAAACUUCACAUG